Dioszegia hungarica is the source of this 6234-nucleotide messenger RNA. RefSeq lists its product as uncharacterized. The record is from RefSeq and is a predicted model, not a curated record. Gene Ontology annotation, biological process: proteasomal ubiquitin-independent protein catabolic process. Gene Ontology annotation, cellular component: nucleus; cytosol. NCBI's taxonomy places the organism in Eukaryota, Fungi, Basidiomycota, Tremellomycetes, Tremellales, Bulleribasidiaceae. Bases 1 to 6234 code for a protein of 2077 amino acids. The transcript has 23 exons. Gene Ontology annotation, molecular function: peptidase activator activity; proteasome binding.
AUGAAUCGACCACUCCGAUCUCAACGUACCCCGCAUAACCGUCUGAAAUCCAUCCGUCCCCAUACCAAACCUCGCUCCAAAACAACAGCCGAUCCCGAAGACGACGUGAUGGGGGACGCAUGGCCUUGCGAUGUGCCCAAUCGCCUUGCCGAGCCUUUCACCCCAGAGGAUGGAAGAGGACCUAUCACCACCGAGGCUGACGAUGCUCGCUUGUCAUGCCUCGGUCUACCCCUCGCUCUGCCUUACGAGGUGGAGACAUUAGCGGAGAUGGACGAUCGCUUGGAGCUUAUCUGUCAACGCUUGAUUGAGUGUGUGAAGGCAAGAGAGUAUGGGAUGGGCUUCUCGAUGUGGGACUCGGCUUUGACAAUCUGGAUGAGCAUGGGCUACCCUAUGAAGCGAGAGAUGAAGAUCAAGCUCAUCUUCCUUUACUACGAGCUGCUGUUCGUGCCCGGUCUAAGCGGUACCUUCGUCGAUAAUUGCGGCAAUCAGCUCAUCCCGCUUCUCGGCGAUCGCAUGCUGUCCAUCUGGGACUUCCGCAUCCCGUGGCGACCGCUGUACGAUGCGCUGUACAACGAGCUCUUCCCCCACCCCAACAAGCUCGCUCGUCACUCCUUCAACCUCGCUCCUACCCUUCUGAACGUCGCCGAGUCGGCCCAGCGCUUCUUCCAUCCGGCCGAGAUGGAUGAGAUGCUGGAGACUAUGCUCCCGAAGUUCGAGCCCAGCAUGGACUCUAUUCUCGCCACUCAGACCUUCCUCGUCCACUUUCUACCUAUUUCCCAUCCUCAACGAUGGAUUCCGCUCAUCUUCCGAUUAUGGGGUGGCCUCAACAGUGGUCUGUGGGAUGACCAAGCCUCUGACCUUCUCGGCCAACUCAGUAUCUCCCACAACGACCCCGGAAAGUCCGACCCCUCCCUCCUCGACAAGAUCCCCCGCGGCACCUUCAAUACCCCUGAAGAAGACGCGAGGAAUCCCGGGCCGAAAAAGGUCGCUCGGAACCAUGAGGUCCGUCUGCGGGAUGUCAAGGGCGAUGUGGUGGAGGAUGACGAUGGGUUGACGUACUGGGUCGAUCCUGCCAAGGUUCCGGCCGAGCCGAGGGUCUCCGAUCAGAGCUGGCAGGGGAUCAGGAAGGAUGUAGGGAUCUUCACGGAGCAGGAGUUCGAGUUCUUGAUGACCAAGUGUCUGCGGUCACUCAACGUACCUGUCGGAGGCAGUAUCGCCUCGCACAACGCCAUGUCCAUCACCACCGCCGAUGCUCGGACCAGCAAAAAGGUCAUGGACGCCAAAAAGCCAAUUGACCGCGUUCAGUCUCUCGCUGAGACCAUCAUCUACUCUGUCGCCGAAGAUGCUGAACCUGCGAAAUCUAGCUCGGCCACCGCUACACCGGGCACCGCCACUCCCGUCAACCCAGCUCUGAACAGGGUGCAAAAUGGCUCGGGGAUGAAGCGGAACGACAGCUCGGACAGUCUGGCAGCGGCAGGUCAGAAAGGCGAUGCGGAGAGAAAGUACAUGGCUGGCUCCAAGGCGCUGGACCACCUGUCCAGGUUGUUGACGAGUUGCGAGACGUUCUUCCACCCAAGCAACUCUGGUCACUGGUCUGCUUUCCUCACCACCUUCCUCGCGCACCUCGCACACAACUUUGUCGAACGGUGGAAGGCACAGGAAGAGCCUUCAUGCAAGACGCCGGCCGCCUGGCGCUUGACCCCGGCGAUAAAGAGGGAGUUCGUGCUGGUCAUGCGACCUCUGGCCCUGACUUCCAUGUUCAAUAAGGAUAUGGACUCGGUGUCCUCGGCGGUGUCGACGCUGAAACGUCUGGCUAUCCUGGAGCCGGAUCUGAUCAUGCCGGCGCUGAUGGAGCGGAUCGUCCCAUCCUUGCAAGGUUUGGAAGAAACUAACCGAACUCCCGCCGUAACAUAUGCGCUCGCUGCUCUCGCUCAACCCCUCGCGGCUCGUCAGCUAUGGCGGAUGGGCGGCAUGUACGUCGCCGACAGUUUCGCCCUCCUCCUCCCGGGUAUCGAUCUCAAUGACCCCUCCAAGACCGCCUUAUCAUGUAUGGCCAUCUCCAACAUGGUCGAUUACAUCCGGAUCGGCGACAUCUCCGACUCUGAAGAGACGCCCGAUACGUCCGGUGGCUCCCGCGCUCUUCGGAAGGCUCCCAGACCUGCGCUCCAAGAUGAUCCGAACGACCCAAGUCAGCAAGAGCUGGAAGAUCUCUCUCCAGAGGAAGUCAAUGCUCGUGUGCGGUUCGCGACUUCUGCAUUCCGAGACUGGGUGCCGGAGUUUGUCGGUCGGGUGCUGUUGCUGUUUGGCAACUUGCCCGAGGAGGGCGGAAAGACUGGGAAGGCGGGCGGGAAGACGGAACAGAUGACCGUCAUGAGCGUACUGCACACAUGCGGAGGAGUAUUUGCUGCACUCGAUGACAAGCUGUUCGAAGCCGCCCUCGAGCAGAUCGCCGACUACUGCUCGACAACCACCCGCAGCAACGCCGUCGACUCGGUCGGCGAGCUGAUCCGGAACUUGGCCGCCACUCGCGCGACUCAGGUCUGGGAGCGUCUUUUCCCCGUUUGCCGACCUCGGAUUCUUGCCGAGCUCAAGGCGGGCGCUUCCUCCACACGCACGCAGACUACCUCGGUCCCUCGAGCAUCUGACGCGAGUCUGCAUUGGUGGCAGAGUAUCCUGUACGGAAUGCUCAUUCCCGGUCGAAUCGACCUCUCCGACCCGAGAUGGCGGAGCGACUACCUCGAGCUCAUGCAGGCGAUGAUCGACUCGACGUACUCUGAGCGAGGAUGGCACUGGACCGGCAAAAUCGUCGAAAAGUCCAUCAGCUGCUUGACGUCCAUCUACUUUGCCGAGAUGAGCAUGCUCGAGUCGGAGAGGGACAGCGAUGAUGUCAAGCAGAACCACACGCUUUGGUGGGGCAAGCUGUACCGCGCAAGCGAGAUAAAGCCGUCUUGGCGCGUACCGUCGGAACGGCAGAUCAGCAUGGCAUUCGACAUGCUCAACAUCGCCGAAGGAUCGCUCGGCAAGCUCAACAACCUCAUUGACACUCGUAAAGUCGGUGACAACGACUGGAGUAACGAGUUCUGCCGGGCGGCGAACGUGGUGGACAAGGCGCUGAGGGGCUCUUACAAUCUCCUCGCCGAGAUCAAUGAGCUCAAAGAGGGAGGCGAGCGAGCUGAAAGCUACAUGCCCGCCGAGAUCCUGCGUCUCUUACCGCCGUACAAGUCAGGCGUCAUCCUUUCCGAUCCGAAGGACCCAAGGUACCAGCAGGCUGCGUCGUUCCGGAAACGCGUCGGCGAGACCUUACAUCGGGUAGCAUCCGCCAUGCGGGAUGCUGGCGAGUCCGACAACUCGGUCGAGACAGUCAAGAUCCUCGUGUCCACCAUCGGUACCUACCUCACGGCGUACGGCAUCCGCUCCAAGCAGUUCACAUCCGCUCAGUCGGCGUACAGCGGUAUGCAGGCGACCAAGAGGAUGUACGAGAGCCAGCGAAAGCAGCAUCGUCACAUUUUCAUGGCGGCCGCCUCGGUCCACUCGCAGAAUCGUCUCACUACGUUGGCUUACUAUCGCGUCCGGUCCGCACUCGACGACAAGCUCAUCAAGAACAUGCUGGACUUUUGUCUGUCGCCGUUCGUCCGAGUCCGGCGGUCCGCCCAGGGCGCGAUGGAGACCAUCUCGAAGAUCUACCGCGGUACUUGGGUGCUCUGCUUCCCGCUCCUCUUCGACGCGCUGCAGCAGGGAAUGGAUCCGGACCGGAUGAAGGGCGCCCUUUACGUCCUGCGGUACAACUACGUCGGGAUCUCCCGGAUCGGCCGGGACUGGCGACACCUCGUCCAGCUUGUCGAGUGCCUCUUAAACGCACACCAUGAGAACAAGGCGUCCGUCCAGGCUCUGGUCACCAAGGCGACGGACGAGCUCAUCGCUACGAUCAGGGAGCCGUCCAGCCUGCAGGUCGAGGCGGGGAUUGAGAAGGUGGAUGUAGCGGCCGAUGCGCUGGCCGGGAUCAUCGCUCGAAAGCCCGACCAGGCGGUCGUCUCUCAGCUCCGUCAGGGGCUGAGGAGCCUCGUCGAACGACAAGAUGGUCAGUACGACGUCUUUGUCGACAAGGUGCUGGCUAUCUCGAAGAACCCCAGUUUGAACUGGCGGUACGUCUUGGCGGCGUCCCGGUUCUUGUACACCAUGACGAGGCGGGAUCUCCCAACGGACGUACGGCUGGCACGAUUCUUUGCGGAGAAUGUGUCUAAUCCUCAUCCAAGGAUCAGGGAUUUCGGAACUGUCGGCCUGACUCGGAUGCUCUUCCACGUCGCCCUUCGUUCGUUGUGCGAAGGCGACGAGCGACGCCUCGCCCACCAGGAACCCCACGACCGAUUCAGUAAGGAGAUCGAACUCACCGAUACCUCUCCCGCCUUUACGCAGCAGUAUCUCCAAGCAUUCCGUCAGCCGAUACCCGAGGGGAAAGAGGCAGAAGUCAUGCUUCAGGACCGUCUGGACUCGGGGUGGCUCGUAUGGGGCAAGACGAUGGAGGUGUCCCGCCUCGCGGGAUGGGAGGAGCAGGCAUGGAAGAUUGACGAGGGAUGCCUGCCGGCUACGGAUAUGCUCAAGGAGUUGAUGGGCCAGGAUGGAUGGUGGCAGAAGCUCGCGGACCAAUGGGCGCAGGAAGAUACUCGAAACUACCCCUCCGCCACACACAUCGACUUUGUCCUCUCCAUCGCCCAGAUCCACGGUCUACCCAUCCUCGAGGCCAUCAAGCCCAUCGUUGACGGCUAUCUUGCCGAGAUGGACACGAGCAAGGUCUAUGAUCGGCACAAGAUGCGGGCGAUCUUUGAGUUUGUCUCGGGUCUGCUGCGCGGAACCGAAGAGUGGCCGGGCAAGGAUAGGGCUGUCUUCUGGAGGUGGUUGACUCCGAAAUUGCCGGAUCUAUUCGGGAACAUCAGGCAUGAUACCACAAAAUGUUGGGACAUCUCCAUCGAAUACGUCCUGAAUGACCGCGAUCCCCGGCGGUAUCAACCCCUCGUCGAUUUCUGCAUCGAUACGGCCCUCGCUGCAGACUUCCAGUCCGGCUCGGCAUUCGACCUCGCCCGUCGUGUGCAGCUGGUCAGGUCCGUCCUUCGCUGCCUCCAGUGGCGGUUCAAUGCGUGGACGGACGACUUUAUCGACUUCUACUUCCGCUCAAUUACUUGCCCGUAUGCGGAUGUUAGGAACCUCAUCGCCUCGGUCUUGAACGGAAUGGAUCAGAUCAAGUUCUACCCGUCCUUCUCGUCCGCCACUGCCUUGAACAAGUUUAUUCUGGAUGACCCGAGCAACAAGCAGGACCUCAUGGGUAUCCGCUCAGGACACUUCGACAGCCAGCUCAAGCAAAUCAUGGAGCAGCUGCCAAAGUGGAAGGCGGAGAGACCACACGGUCCCAAGGCUGUUCAGUCGGAGCAUGAUAAUGCGGCUAUGACCAUGCUGGCUUGGUUGACGAUUGAGCUGUCGGACGUACACGCUGCCGCUGCGUUCCCUUACAUUAUCCCUAUAUUGCCGGAGAUCUUCGAGCUGCGCGAGCUGAACGAUAAUCUGGACCUGCAGCGGAGCGCUGGUCGAAUGCUCGCGCUCAUCACUUCGAUCACUCCGGACCUGGACCUGAUCGAGCCAGUGAUGGCCGCUUUGCUGUCUAUUCUGGAGAACUCCUCUUCCUGGAAGAUGAAGAUGCACAGCAUGCCGGUGCUAAGCCUGGUCUACUUUCGGAACCUAUCUCUGCUGUCCGAGACGUGCAAGGCCAAGUGUCUGGACGUUGUGGCGGCUUCAUUGAGGGAUGCGAACCAGGAAGUCCGAGAGAUGGCUUCUUCCACGUUGAGCGGCUUCCUUCGGUGCUCCCAGCGAUCUAUGGUCGUGGUCAUCAAAGACAGAUUCACUCGGGAGAUCAAGGCGACGACUUUGGCGAGACGCCGUGGUCAGCCGGGGCAAGUCGAUGCCGAGUAUCAGGAGCAGCUGGUCAAGUUGCACGGAGCCAUUUUAGGCGUGACGGCAAUCGUCGAAGCCUUCCCUUACACCGUACCGAAGUUCAUGCCGAAGCUGCUCGCAGAUGUGCUUGCACCAAGAGUAUCAGAUCCGGCGCCUAUUUCGACCACGAUCCGGACAUGUGUUGCGUCUUUCAAGCGGACACACGAGAAGUACCAGGACAAAUUCAGCGAAGAUGAGCUAUCGGCGAUGAACUAUGCGCAAGCGGGGAAUUCGUACUGUAAGCUACCAUGCUGA